Molecule: messenger RNA, 1216 nt
Organism: Dermacentor silvarum
Lineage: Eukaryota; Metazoa; Arthropoda; Arachnida; Ixodida; Ixodidae
Product: citramalyl-CoA lyase, mitochondrial
Exons: 7
Coding region: 177-1184 (335 amino acids)
Biological process (GO): regulation of cobalamin catabolic process
Molecular function (GO): (S)-citramalyl-CoA lyase activity
Source: RefSeq, a predicted model, not a curated record
UGCGGCUGGCGUAGAGUAGCGGCUGUAGCGGUACUGAGUCCGUGUGGUCGCGGUGGCAGUGGUGUGCCGGCCGCGUUGUGAGCUAAUUUUUUUGCCUCGAUCGAUUGUCAUUUUCGUUCAUUAUUUAGACCUGAAAGUUUACACGAGUGUGCAAGAGAGCGUAUCGUACGAGCCACAUGUCUACUGCCUUGAUGACUUGGGCCGCGCUACAGAGGACGCAUGCCCUUCGUAAGCUGCUGCACAAAACCCAGGUUCCAUGUGUCAGUACAGCGUUGCGGCAUUACACGCCUCGUCGGGCCGUUCUAUAUGUACCGGGCAGCGAUGAGAGAAAGAUAACGAAGGCAUUCGGCUUAGAUGUUGACUGCAUGGUGCUGGACUGUGAGGAUGGCGUGGCAGCCAAUAAGAAGAAAGAGGCACGUGAGACAGUGGCUCGUGUCCUGGACAAAGCAGAGAGGCCACAAGGGCGCAGAGACCUGGCAGUGCGCAUCAAUGCAGUGAGCACGGGCCUUGCGGGAGAUGAUAUUCAGUGCCUCCUUGGGGCUUCUCGACUUCCUGGUACGCUGCUGGUGCCUAAGGUGGAGGAGACCGAGCAACUGGAUUGGGUGAGGGACCAGGUGGAGCGUGCCCUGGGUGAGCGGCAACACCGACUGGAGCUCAUUGUGUGCAUUGAGACAGCAUUGGGCCUGCUCAACUGCCGCCAGCUGCUUGAGCACACUUCUGCAAUGACACAGAGCCGCCUGCAGUUGGCCGGCCUGUUGUUUGGUUCCGAUGACUUCACAGCCAGUAUAGGAGCCCGGCGUACGCCAGAAGCUACGGAGGUGCUGAUGGCACGUCAGCAGCUGGUGGUGUUGGCAAAGGCAUUCGGCAUCCAGGCUGUUGACAUGGUCACAAUAGACUUGAAAAACGAAGAGUUGCUGCGACGCCAGUGCACAGAGGGGGCAGCCAUGGGCUUCACGGGAAAGCAAGUGAUCCAUCCGUCGCAAAUUGCGCCAACCCAGGAGGCGUUUGCCCCGACCCCUGCUCAGCUGGACCGGGCAAAGCGCCUUGUCAUGGAGUUUCACCAGCAUCAGCAACAAGGAAAGGGGGCAUUCGUGUUUGAAGGCAGCAUGAUCGACAUGCCCAGUGUGCGGCAAGCACUCAACAUUGUGGAAGCAGACCAGGUUAUUCAUGGCAAGACAUCUUAAGUAAGGCCAAUAAAAAGCUCUCCUUUCUUAUA